Molecule: messenger RNA, 1662 nt
Organism: Talaromyces amestolkiae
Lineage: Eukaryota; Fungi; Ascomycota; Eurotiomycetes; Eurotiales; Trichocomaceae
Exons: 5
Coding region: 1-1662 (553 amino acids)
Source: RefSeq, a predicted model, not a curated record
AUGGAACUUAGUUCCUGUGUUAACAUACAUACCUUGUCGCCAACGCAUUUUUUGCCGCGGGCUGCUGCUAUAGAACCAGAGGCAACGGCAAUUCAUCAUAUUAGCUCCAGCAAAAACGUCAUUCGCCGGUCUUACAAAGACUUUGCAAGACGGGCUAGUGGGUUGGCUUAUUUCCUGCGAAGAGGAGGAUUCCAAAGGGUUGGUAUCUUGGCCACCAAUACACCGGCAUUUCUAGAGUCCAUCUUCGGGAUCGCCGGUGCUGGUGCGGUAAAUGUUGCAAUUAAUUAUCGUCUUCAGCCUGAUGAUAUAAAAUACAUUUUUGAGCAUGCUGAAGUGGACAUGAUCAUUGUUGAUCACGAGUUUGCACAUAUCUUGAAUGACUUUAGAUUAGCCCAUCCUCAAGUCCCCUUGUUAGUCGAUAGCGACACAGACGGCAUUUCCGGGCCAUUCGACAUGGCUAUAUCAGAGGGUCAAGCAAUCGACCUUCGAAAUGGUGAUAUGGGCUGGUCUGGACUAGAAACUCAAGUCCCGCAAGAACACGCUAUGCUCGCCAUUUCAUAUACAAGUGGCACCACUUCCAGACCCAAGGGCGUUGUGUAUACCCACCGCAGCAUUUACCUUGCGGCGCUUAGUAACGUCAUAGAGUCUGGACUAUACUCGGACGAUAGGAGGUGCAAGUAUCUAUGGAUCCUGCCGAUGUUUCAUGCUAUGGGUUGGACGUUUCCAUGGGCUGUAACUGCCGUCAGGGGUACACAUUACUGCCUUCGGAAAGUCGACUAUCCGCAGAUAUGGUCAUUGUUAAUCCACGAACACCUCACCCACUUUUGCGCCGCUCCUACAGUGAACAGGCUUCUGUGUCACACAAAGGAGGCAAGACGCCUGCCAGAUCCAGUUUCAGUUACAGUGGCUGCAAGCCCACCAUCUGCAGCUCUGUUUGAGCAGAUGACCGCACUCAACUUGAAACCAGUACAUGCCUAUGGCCUUACCGAGACCCAUGGGCCCAUAACAAGGACAUACUAUAUGCCCCAAUGGGACAAACUUCAGGCCAAUGUUCGAUACCAGAUGAUGGCUCGACAAGGGCAUGGAGUUGUUGCGGGAUUGCCAGUACGCGUGAUCAAGCCCUGGCUGCCAGAGGGGGAGCUAGUAGAUGUUCAGCGCAACGGACAGGAAAUCGGUGAGGUUGUCUUUCAAGGAAACCUCUGUGCCCAUAGCUAUUAUAAAGAUAAAGAGGCAACCAGAAAAUUGUUUGCAGGGGGCUGGAUGCAUUCGGGUGACUUGGCAGUAUGGCACCCCGACAGUGCAAUUCAAAUAUUGGAUCGAGCCAAAGACAUAAUCAUCAGCGGUGGCGAGAACAUUUCUUCGGUUGCAGUGGAAAACUUGCUCCUGGAUCACCCGGACAUCAUCGAAGCUUCUGUAGUAGGUGUUGCCGAUGAAAAAUGGGGCGAAACUCCCAAGGCAUAUAUCACUGUGGUACCUGGGUCUAAGGUGACACCUGCAGAUGUCAUCUCAUGGGCUCGUAACAAAUCCAAGAUUAGUAAGUUCAUGAUGCCUCGGGAAGUUGAGAUCAUAUCGGAGUUGCCGAAGACAAGCACUGGCAAAAUCAAGAAGAAAGUGCUACGAGAAGCGGCAAGGAAGGCUUCAAGGAAAUCAUCUAAAUUGUAA